Trichechus manatus latirostris (Florida manatee) is the source of this 5809-nucleotide messenger RNA. It is a transcript of the gene YTHDC2, whose product is annotated as YTH N6-methyladenosine RNA binding protein C2. The record is from RefSeq and is a predicted model, not a curated record. The coding region runs from base 196 to 4509 and encodes 1437 amino acids. Gene Ontology annotation, molecular function: RNA binding; protein binding; ATP binding. Gene Ontology annotation, cellular component: intracellular anatomical structure. Lineage: Eukaryota; Metazoa; Chordata; Mammalia; Sirenia; Trichechidae. The transcript has 29 exons.
GGAUCUAGUGGCGACGGCGUUUCCUCGCCUCUUCUGGUGACUGGGAGGCUUUGCGGUGACUCCGACCCGGCACAGGCUGCCUGCAGACCCGUCAGGUCCCAGCAGUGGCCUUCGAGGACCACUGCCCCUGGCAUUGGCCGCCAGCCUUCAGGCCUGGGCCGCUCUCCCGCCGAGAGAACAUCUCUCCUCAGGACCAUGUCCAGGCCGAGUAGCGUCUCUCCGCGGCCUCCAGCUCCCGGCGGUGGAGGCGGCGGCAGCGGCGGCGGAGGGGGCGGCCCAGCGCAGUGUGGCCUCGGGGGCGGUGGCCGGGCUAAGGGGCUGAAGGACAUUCGUAUCGACGAGGAGGUGAAGAUCGCAGUCAAUAUCGCCCUGGAGCGAUUCCGAUACGGGGACCAGAGAGAAAUGGAAUUUCCUUCUUCUUUGACCAGUACUGAAAGAGCCUUUAUUCAUCGAUUGAGUCAGUCUCUUGGUUUGGUUUCUAAAAGUAAAGGGAAGGGAGCAAAUAGAUACCUAACUGUGAAGAAAAAAGAUGGAUCAGAAACAGCUCAUGCAAUGAUGACCUGUAAUUUGACUCAUAAUACAAAACAUGCUGUUAGGAGCCUAAUUCAAAGAUUUCCUGUCACCAAUAAAGAGCGUACAGAACUUCUGCCUAAAACAGAAAGAGGAAAUGUGUUUGCAGUUGAAGCUGAAAAUCGGGAAAUGAGCAAGACAAGUGGACGACUCAAUAAUGGUAUACCUCAGAUUCCAGUGAAAAGAGGAGAAUCUGAAUUUGAUUCUUUCAGGCAAUCUCUGCCAGUGUUUGAGAAACAAGAAGAAAUUGUUAAGAUAAUUAAAGAGAAUAAAGUAGUUUUGAUAGUGGGAGAAACUGGUUCUGGAAAGACCACACAGAUUCCUCAGUUCCUUUUAGAUGAUUGCUUCAAAAAUGGUAUCCCCUGCCGUAUAUUUUGUACUCAACCAAGACGAUUAGCAGCAAUUGCUGUGGCUGAAAGAGUCGCUGCAGAGAGAAGAGAAAGGAUUGGUCAGACAAUUGGAUAUCAGAUUCGAUUAGAAAGCAGGGUUUCUCCAAAGACACUUCUGACAUUUUGCACCAAUGGAGUAUUGCUUCGCACAUUGAUGGCAGGAGAUAGUACAUUGUCAACUGUGACACAUGUUAUUGUGGAUGAAGUACAUGAAAGGGAUCGAUUUAGUGAUUUCUUACUUACAAAGCUAAGAGAUCUGUUGCAAAAGCACCCAACUUUGAAACUAAUUCUUUCCAGUGCUGCAUUGGAUGUAAAUCUCUUUAUAAGAUAUUUUGGAAGUUGUCCAGUGAUAUAUAUACAGGGAAGACCAUUUGAAGUAAAAGAAAUGUUUUUGGAAGAUAUUUUAAGAACCACUGGAUAUACAAAUAAAGAAAUGUUAAAGUAUAAAAAGGAGAAACAGCGAGAAGAGAAACAACAAACUACGCUUACAGAAUGGUACUCAGCUCAGGAGAAUACUUUCAAGCCUGAGUCUCAGAGGCAGAGAACUGUUCCAAAUGUGACUGAAGAAUAUGACUUAUUAGAUGAUGGUGGUGAUGCUGUCUUUAGUCAGUUGACAGAAAAAGAUGUGAAUUGCCUUGAACCAUGGUUAAUAAAGGAAAUGGAUGCUUGUCUUUCUGACAUAUGGCUACAUAAAGAUGUUGAUGCCUUUGCUCAGGUCUUUCACCUUAUUUUAACUGAAAAUGUUAGUGUCGAUUACAGGCACAGUGAAACCAGUGCAACAGCCCUGAUGGUUGCUGCAGGACGAGGUUUCACAAGUCAAGUAGAGCAGUUAAUUAGUAUGGGAGCCAAUGUCCAUAGUAAAGCAUCAAAUGGCUGGAUGGCUUUAGAUUGGGCUAAACACUUUGGACAAACUGAAAUUGUGGAUCUUCUAGAAUCUUACAGUGCUUCCCUGGAAUUUGGAAAUCUAGAUGAAAGUUCUCUGGUUCAAACAAAUGGAAGUGACCUCAGUACAGAAGACAGAGAGCUCCUGAAAGCUUACCAUCAUAGUUUUGAUGAUGAAAAAGUUGACUUGGAUUUGAUCAUGCAUCUUCUGUACAAUAUCUGUCAUAGUUGUGAUGCUGGUGCAGUAUUAAUCUUCCUACCUGGAUAUGAUGAAAUUGUUGGAUUGAGGGAUCGCAUCCUGUUUGAUGACAAGCGGUUUGCUGACAAUACACAUAGCAGAUAUCAAGUCUUUAUGCUUCAUUCAAAUAUGCAAACAUCUGAUCAAAAGAAGAUAUUAAAAAAUCCACCUGCAGGUGUUCGAAAAAUAAUCCUUUCAACUAAUAUUGCUGAAACCAGCAUCACAGUCAAUGAUGUUGUCUUUGUUAUUGAUUCUGGUAAGGUGAAAGAGAAGUCCUUUGAUGCACUAAAUUUUGUUACAAUGUUAAAAAUGGUGUGGAUUUCCAAAGCUAGUGCCAUACAGCGAAAAGGCAGGGCGGGGCGAUGUAGACCUGGAAUCUGUUUCCGUCUGUUCAGUAGACUCCGAUUCCAGAAUAUGUUGGAAUUUCAGACUCCAGAACUUUUGAGAAUGCCAUUACAGGAACUUUGUUUACAUACCAAGCUGUUAGCCCCAAUUAAUUGUCCCAUUGCUGAUUUCCUUAUGAAAGCUCCUGAACCUCCACCAGCUUUAAUUGUAAGAAAUGCUGUACAGAUGCUUAAGACAAUAGAUGCAAUGGAUGCAUGGGAAGAUUUGACUGAACUUGGAUAUCAUUUGGCUGACUUGCCAGUAGAACCACAUCUUGGUAAAAUGGUCCUGUGUGCUGUUGUUUUAAAGUGUCUGGAUCCCAUCCUUACUAUUGCCUGCACAUUAGCCUAUCGAGAUCCAUUUGUACUGCCAACUCAGCCCUCUCAAAAACGUGCAGCUAUGCUUUGUAGGAAACGUUUCACUGCAGGAACUUUCAGUGACCAUAUGGCACUUCUCAGGGCAUUCCAGGCAUGGCAGAAAGCACGAAGUGAUGGGUGGGAGCGAGCCUUUUGUGAAAAGAAUUUUCUUUCACAAGCUACCAUGGAAAUAAUCAUAGGCAUGCGAACUCAGUUGCUUGGUCAACUUAGAGCAUCAGGUUUUGUUAGAGCACGAGGUGGUGGUGAUAUUCGAGAUGUUAACACAAACUCUGAGAACUGGGCUGUUGUUAAAGCUGCAUUGGUGGCAGGCAUGUAUCCUAAUUUAGUCCAUGUGGACAGAGAGAAUGUAGUAUUGACAGGGCAAAAGGAGAAAAAAGUACGGUUUCAUCCCACUUCAGUUCUCAGUCAGCCUCAAUAUAAAAAGAUUCCUCCGGUGAAUGGUCAAGCUGCAGCAAUUCAAGCACUACCCACAGAUUGGCUUAUUUAUGAUGAAAUGACCAGAGCCCAUAGGAUAGCUAAUAUUAGAUGUUGUUCAGCAGUGACGCCUGUCACUGUAUUGGUGUUCUGUGGACCAGCUAGGUUGGCAAGUAAUGCUCUUCAGGAGCCUUCGUCCUUUAAAGUGGAUGGUAUUCCUAAUGACAGUAGUGAUAGUGAAAUGGAAGAUAGAACUACUGCUAAUUUGGCAACUUUGAAACUUGAUGAGUGGCUUAAUUUCAAACUGGAUCCGGAGGCAGCCAGUUUACUGCUACAGCUCAGACAGAAGUGGCAUAGCUUGUUUUUGCGCCGAAUGAGAGCUCCAUCUAAACCUUGGUCUCAAGUUGAUGAAGCUACAAUAAGAGCAGUUAUUGCUGUCUUAAGCACUGAAGAACAGUCUGCAGGUUUACAACAACCAUCUGGGAUUGGCCAAAGGCCAAGACCUAUGUCUUCAGAAGAACUUCCUUUGGCAUCAUCUUGGAGGUCAAAUAAUAGUAGGAAAAGUUCAGCAGAUACUGAUUUUUCUGAUGAGUCUACUACUGCAGAAAGAGUAUUGAUGAAAUCUCCAUCUCCAGCAUUACACCCACCUCAGAAGUACAAAGAUAGAGGAAUUUUACAUCCUAAACGAAAUACUGAUGAUCGAUCAGAUCAGUCAUCUGUGAAAUCUACAGACAGCAGUAGUUACCCAAGUCCUUGUGCCAGCCCUUCACCACCAUCCUCAGGAAAGGGCUCAAAAUCUCCUUCACCAAGACCAAACAUGCCUAUUCGAUACUUCAUAAUGAAGAGUAGCAAUUUGAGAAACCUUGAGAUUUCUCAACAGAAAGGUAUCUGGUCUACAACCCCUAGUAAUGAGCGGAAGCUAAAUCGAGCCUUUUGGGAAAGCAGCAUGGUUUACUUGGUAUUUUCUGUUCAAGGAUCUGGACAUUUCCAGGGAUUUUCUAGGAUGUCUUCUGAGAUAGGACGGGAGAAGAGUCAGGAUUGGGGCUCAGCUGGACUAGGAGGAGUAUUUAAGGUGGAAUGGAUACGAAAAGAAAGUCUCCCCUUUCAGUUUGCACACCAUUUGCUCAAUCCUUGGAAUGACAAUAAGAAAGUCCAGAUAAGUAGAGAUGGGCAGGAACUAGAACCUCAAGUUGGUGAACAGUUGUUGCAGUUAUGGGAGCGCCUUCCAUUGGGAGAAAAAACCACAACUGAUUGACGCUCAGGUUAUAGCGUACUUGACUUUGAGCGCUGGUUGUGUUUGUGAUCACUAAGGUCUUUCAGAUUAUUUAUAUUUUCUUUUUUUUUUUUUUACCUUUCCAGAACUUUUAGAUGCUGAAGAACAUCAUGCCUAUUUAUAACCACUGAAUGCACUGAUUUCUGAAAACUGAGAUGAGGUUGUGUGUUAUAAAUGGACUUCUUUAGUUUAGAAUGCUUCAGAACUACUCAUCUUAAUAUAAAAAAGGAUCACCUUAAUUUUUAUAAUGAUCGUAGGGAAUUAUCACUUAGUGUUUGUAAUUGUAGGUCUGUCAUUGAAUAAAGUAGUAGUAGUUUCAUUAUUUAACACAGAACUGCAUUAUUUUAAGCAUAUUUAAUUUAUAAAGUUAAACAUUUCAUUUGUUUAAAACACUGACUUCCAACUCUUAUUAAUGAUCUUUUAAUGCAAAAUAAAUUGUUUUCUUUUAAUAAAGGUCUGACCCAUAUCAUUUAAACACUGUUUUCUAACAGUCAACCCUUAAGAUGUAUCAUUAAAAACAAACAAGCAAAAACAACUAAAUUCUUAAAAUGUUACUUUUAAAGGUAGUACAUGCUGGUAAAGGCUAUUUAUUCUGCCAUUUUUAACUUGAGAUACAUUAAGGAAUAAAGGAGAGAUGUUCUUUUUCAGCAAUUAUGAAAUGUAGUAAAAUCUGAAACAAGGUAGAGAGUUCCUCCCUGCUUUUGAUCAGAUCAAAGUAAAGUAAGUGCUCAGUUUAAUUCCUGGUCCUACUUCAUUUAACCUGUUGUGAACCGUGCCCAUUUGGCUAGGGAAAUUUGAUUUAGACUAUUUAAAAAUUUUAAACAAGUUUGGACAAGUUUAAAAAAUUGCUCAACAGUUAGCAGAGGUAGCUUGGUUGGUGUAUGUCUUCCAAACUGAAGCCUGUGAGCAACACACUUCUAAAUGCAUUCUUCCAUUUUUCUUUUCAGUAUUUUUUCUCUUAUUUAUGCUUUUGAGAUGAUUUUUCUUUGUUGCAUUUAUGGCUUGAUAAAUGGGGGAUAAUUUUUUGUAAAUCUGUUGUAGUGCCAACUCACAUAUAUUUGCCAUCUCAGAAUUACUUGAUUUUACCCCUUUACUACCACUGUCUAUAAAGUUUCCUUAGAGAGUUUUUGAAGGGCAAAAUAGAAAUACAGGGAAAAAUGAAAGAAAUGUCUUGAUUAUAAGCUCAGCUCUAAAUACAACAGGUUUGAUAGUACUUCUCAUGCUGUAUUUGGGUCAUUGUUUAAAAAAAAAAAAAAAAGUGACCUUUCUUUAAAGACAAAAA